UGGUAGCAACGCGUGUGGACAGUUUGGCAUUUUGUGAUGUGAGAUUUUUAUUAAAGUUUUUAUUAUGAUCUCGCUAUAAAAAUUUGUAAGAACGUUCACGUUAAUCACAAUAUUAAUUGUUGAAAAUUUUAAGUAAUUCCGUCGGAAUUCGAGUGGCCCGUUGGAAUGGAACGCAAUAUCUCCUCUACAGCUCUUCAUAUUUGGUUAAAAGAUGAAAUUAAAAAUUGAUGGAAUGCAAAUAAAAACAUUAGAACAUAUGUGAUGAGAAACAUCAUUUUGUUGUAUUAGGAUAUAUGGAAAUGAAGCAAAUAUGUGUUAGUGACCGAUUAAAAUGUUCAGUUUGGAUCUGGACCAGUAAGUGAAUAGUGAUAGUGUGUACGGUAUGAACGGUAGGGAUAUGUGUUAGAUUUAACGACAUGAUCAAGGAAAAGCACGAUAAAGGGCCGGAUAGUGUAAAGGAGGAGCCGGGGAGUUCUGACAAAGACUGCACAAAUGCGGAGGCCUGUAUUAAAAAGGAGGACGAUUCUACAAGCGCAAGUUGCCCCGUAAAAAAGGAACCGGGCAGACCUAUUACUAAAAAUGGAGGUGUCAUCGGCUCCACAAACACAGGAUCCUUGCAUAGUAAUAGUGAACGCAAGUGUGAAAUAGACGAUACUUCCUCAAAUAACGAGAUAAGUUCUAUACCGCCUAAAAGUGAGGAAGGUCUUGAGGCAGAAGUGUCUAGUGAUGCGUUUGGACUCAGUUUACCCAAUGCACCCCCUCAUCCUCCACCACCCGAUGGAGUGCAACAACUGCCCAGUAAUAUUAUCAAUAAGCAAUCGAAUAAUAUGGAAGUUCAAUACAUGCAACAGCAAAGUCAAAUAUUUGUUUUUUCUACAAUGUUAGCGAAUACGGGAGCAGAAGAAGUAAUUCAGGGACGUUAUCCUUCAAUAAUCGCUUAUCACUGUGCACAACCGGGUACAAAAAAAUAUCUUGAAAAGAAUCCGCUUAAAGUGAAUCAGUUCAAUCGUCAAAGUACUCAAUGGCUCAAUAAUUUAACGAUGAUUAAAAAUAAAGGCUGCACUCGAAGUCCCGGUUUAAUUCCCAAGGGUCAACCACCUUUAGAUAGCUUUUUAGGCCCGGAAGGUUUAGAUGACAUGGUAGGACUAGGUGACGGUGACCUAUCGUGGGACCAAAAAAAUAGCCAUCACUUGGAAGGUUUGGAGAGUGUCAGUAACGGUCUACCCGAUGUUGUAACAGACAUGGAUUCUUGCAGUCCAUCGCUGGCAAACAUGCAACCUUCUUUGCAGGGAGUAAAAGUGCCUGACGAAAAUUUAACUCCUCAACAACGACAACAUCGUGAAGAACAGCUGGCAACGAUUCGGAAAAUGCAACAAAUGCUUUUUCCUGAGAAUCAAAAUGUAGAAGGUGGCGAGAGUCCCGAAUUACCGCACAAUAUAAUUGGUGGAAAUCCGGGUGGUAUGCACGGGACGAACGCACCCGGUCCCAUGUCUGCACAAAUUGAAUGGCAAAAGUUGCAACAGCAGUUCUAUGAAGAUAGAACAAAAAAACCAGAUGGUCGACAGGGCGGUCCACCGAUUGGCCCUCCUGGUUCGGCCUGCGUUGGGGGACCCGCUAUGCUAAGAGGUGCUCCUGGCCAGAGCCCACGCUUGCAAGGCCCUCCGCCCCCUUAUCAUCAAACUCAACGUUCUGCCAGUGUUCCUGUAGCAUUACAAAGCCCUAACCCGGGCUCUCCUAAUAAUCCUACAUCAAAUUUGUCUUUGCCAUCACCAAGAGCUUCCUCGGCCCUCAACUCUCCCGCCGAAUCAAAUCGACCGUUCGGCCUCACCAGACAUAUGAGCACCGGUCAAAGUCCAACAUCACAAGAGUCUCCCACAGCACCUCGUCGUAUUCCCAGUAAUCCCGGUACUCCGGUAUCAUCUCAUUUAUCACCUAGUGUAACUAGUGGCAGUAAUGAACCGAACAGCAGCCAUCAAUCGUCAGUCGAUGGAAUGUUUGGACGCACACUACAAUCUAUGGCACAACAAAAGCAACUUAAUACAGUAGCACAUGGACCACCUUCUUCGGUCAAGGAACCUAAUCUCAUGCCCGUUCCAUCACCUCAGCAAAUACAGUAUCUUAAUACGUUCGAAGGUCAAGAAUUAAUUAUUCAGAAACAACCAAAUACCAGCCUUAAAGAAGGAAAUGUGAUAUCACCUCCGGCUUUAUCUUCUUCCAUGGAUAAUGCUUAUUCUGGCAAUACGGAAAUACCAUCAACGCGUGUUUCUGGUCCAAAUACACCAACUUCAAUCGAUAUUGGGCGAUUUCCCACAACGCCAGGAGUAUCGGCGGAAGGUUGUCGAUUUCAGAUACCGAGUCCCCAUACUCCUACAGCGACCACAGGUGAAAAAGCGCAACGGAUUGGAGGUCCUACUGCUGCGGGUUUAAGUCCACAAACAGGUCCAGGCCCAUCGUCAGAUUCUCUUAAAGGAGAUCUGUUUCCGACACCCAGUCCGCAUAUGAUGGAUGUGCACAGGUUUCCAGGACCUAAUACAUCUCCUGUUCCAAAAAUGAGCGGGGGUUUUGUAAAUGUUUCUCCAUCAGGAAAACCGUCUUCUUUGGAUAUGCCUCCGUAUGGAUGUCCUAGAGCUGAUAAUGUUCCUUUGAAUCCGAACUGUACAAGUACCAUGUCAGGGAAUCCUAAAGUGUCUCAUUUUGAUCCCAUAUCUUCUUUAGCACAAAUGAGUCAACAACUAACGAAUAGUGUGGCUAGUUCUUUAAACGGCCAAGGUGGUCAGGGUGGAGGUAUGAUGAGCUUUGGUUCAACUUCAAUGCACAUGAUGGAUAUGGGCAGUUGUCACAGUUUAGGAGAUCUAGAUCAAGGUCCUGGUAAUAUGCUGGGAAUGCAGAUGCAAGGGCCUCCGCAUGGAUUUCAUCCCAGUUCUCCUAUGGGACCAAUACGGUCAUUGUCGCCCAAAUUACCAGGUGCCUUCCCCAAUCACAUACCCAUGCCUCGCAUGAUGGGUCGACCGCCAGGACCUAAUCCGUACAAUGGAGCGAAUGUGCAAGUAAAACCUAAUGCGCCAAACACGAUACAAUAUAUGCCGGCGAAAUCUCAACUUGGCAAUACAGCAAGUCCGAGGGGACCACCUAGUCUAGAAUUUUUACAAAGAUUUGCAAAUCCACUUUCAAAUUUGGAAUCAAAAAUGCCCACGCAAAAUCUACAAUAUUUUCCAAAUUGUGGACCAGGUGGUGGACAAAUGCAAGGACCGGGUGGUCCUGUAGUGCCCCCGCACAUGGCACAUAUGGAUGGUCCUAUGGGCCCCGACGGUUCAAUGGGCCCCAUGAUGCCAGGACCAAUGGGAAACGGAGCAGGUGCAAUUAUGGGUGGAAGUAUGGGUAUACCUGGUCCCGGAGGAAUGAUACCUUUGAUGAGAGGUCCGAUGAGACCACCUGGGAUGAUGAGAAUGCCACAAAUGGGUUUCAAUGGUCCACCCAGUGGAGGUCCGGAUGGAAUGUUUAAUCCCGGCCCAAAUAUGAACAAUCCCAACGCACAGAUGUUCGUAAGUGGUCCUAAAGGCAGCCCGAUGGGUAUUGGAGCACCAGAUGCCAGUCAGCCCCUACCCCCUUCGAUGGGACAGAGCAAUAGUUUUAAAAAUUCUCAGUUUGUGGGACCAACCACGGCUGAUCCCAAUUACGCACAGCAAUUCCAUAACUUCCAGCAGCAGCUUUACGCAACGUGCACACGUAGUCAAAUUGGUAGUCAAACGAUGGGCCCCGGACCGGGGCCUCCACAUUCGCAGCAACCGCCCUAUUUUAAUCCCAAAUGAUAAUAGCAAACGUGGUGCUGAGUGUACUGUAUCAAAGGAUUUUGUUUUAUUUUUGAUAUUACUAAUGACAAAAACCUGGCAAUAAUGCGAUGUGAGGUUCAUUUUGUAUAUUCUCGUCUGUUUAUAUGUUGUACGCAUCGAAUUCAAGUGCAGUUAAGGGUUUGGCAUCCACUGUUGGUGUACAAAAAUGCCUUCCCUGUAUGAGGGCUCUGCUCGCCUGAUACUUAUGCUACUUUGGAAUUGUAAAUUUGCCAUAACUUAGAAAGACAAUUUAGUAUAAAUUACUUUUAGUGUUGGACUUGCUUAGUCCGUUCGAAGACAAGAGGUUUCACUAUUGCUCAUAUUGAUUUGUUUCUAUCCACCUGUUAUUCGUUUUAUUGUACAUUUUAUGAGUAUUACAUGAAUGAAAUGAUAACAAUAAAAUUCUAUAUUAUAUA
Molecule: messenger RNA, 4246 nt
Organism: Photinus pyralis (common eastern firefly)
Lineage: Eukaryota; Metazoa; Arthropoda; Insecta; Coleoptera; Lampyridae
Gene: lgs
Product: protein BCL9 homolog
Exons: 4
Coding region: 417-3809 (1130 amino acids)
Source: RefSeq, a predicted model, not a curated record